Colletotrichum higginsianum IMI 349063 is the source of this 1938-nucleotide messenger RNA. RefSeq names its product Hard surface induced protein. The coding region runs from base 1 to 1938 and encodes 645 amino acids. The record is from RefSeq and is a predicted model, not a curated record. Lineage: Eukaryota; Fungi; Ascomycota; Sordariomycetes; Glomerellales; Glomerellaceae. Gene Ontology annotation, biological process: polysaccharide biosynthetic process. The transcript has a single exon. Gene Ontology annotation, molecular function: acyltransferase activity, transferring groups other than amino-acyl groups. Gene Ontology annotation, cellular component: membrane.
AUGUGGGAAGAGUCCACGCGGGGCCAGGACGGACAGCUGGACAUGCCGGCCCGGUCAACAAAGGAGCGCGAAGGAGGGACGGACGAGAAGACGUCGAGGGGGGGUGCCGCGGAUAAGAUCAGGUGCCUCGACGGCCUCCGCGGGGUGGCCUGCCUCCUCGUCUUCAACUACCACUUCCUGUGGCCGUGGACGCCGGCCAUCAUGCUCGGCUACGGCGCCAUGCCCCCCGGGUCGCCCGAGCCGUACUUUGAGCGGUCAUCCCUGCCCAUCCUCUGCCUCCUGCAACGCGGACGCCCGAUGGUCGCCAUCUUCUUCGCCAUCUCGGGCUACGUCCUGUGUCGGCACAUCCUGCGGGCCAUCCACGAGCGCCGUCUCGAGGCCGCCUACCAGGGCCUCGCGUCGUCCGUCUUCCGCCGCGUGUUCCGCCUGUACAUCCCUCCCACCAUCAGCAUGUUCCUAGUGGCGCUGCUCGCCCAGAUGGGCGCCUUCCGAUCCGAGGACGACAUCUACAAGGGACCCGACUCAAGGUAUAUCAACGGCACGGUGACGGUGGCCCAGCUCAACGUGAACGGCACGCGGUGCGUCAACGGCACACGCGCCGUCAAGGGAGCCUCCGGCGUCGCCGACUACCUGAGGCUGCAGACCCCGGCCUUCCUGGGCAACGUCACGACCAACGAGACGAGCACGCUCUGCCUGAACGCCACGUCGCAGCUGUUCAUGCCGGCGAUGCUGUACAUGCUGGCCGACGACAUCGAGGCCAAGGCCAAGGCGGCGAACGAGACCAGGGCAAGAGGGCUGAACGGGACGAUGAUCAACGUCACGAUGGAGGACACCACCACCACCACCACCACCAGUCACGAGGGGGACAAGGCCAAGGCCAAGGCCGAGAAGCCCAAGCCGUCCUACCACGACCUCCUCCACCUGCAUAUGAGGCCCGCUGCGGCCCUCUCAGGCGACGACGACGACGACGACGCCAACGGCCGGGCGAACGCCACGCGCAGCCCCACGAACUUCACGUGGGUGCAGCUCGGCGGCUCGUGGGAAGAGCACCCCUUCAUCCACGACAACAUGACGUACGCCCUGAAGAACUUCACGCGGGCCUACGUUGAGUGGGCGAACCCCUUCAACUUCGGCCACUACCACACCCGCUACGACCCGCACACCUUCACGAUCCCCAUGGAGCUGCGCGGCUCCAUGUUCAUCUACCUCUUCCUCCUGGCCACCGCCGCCCUGCGGGCCAAGUGGCGCUUCCGCGUCGGCGCCCUCCUCUCGGCGUACAGCCUCGUCCUGGGCCGCUGGGACAUGGCCACCUUCAUGGGAGGCGUGCUGCUUUCCGAGGCGGACAUCAGGCGGGCCGACAGUAACGGCGGUGGAGCAGGAGGAGGCGGAGGAGGAGGAGGGGGCCUGUUGCCACCGGCGACGAGCAGCAAAAAGAGCCGUCACCGCGCCGGCCUGGGCCAGUCGGCGCUCGGCUCGCGGACCACCCGCUGGGCGGCGCUCGUCGUCGCGCUCUACCUCCUCUCGUACCCGGACGCCGGCGCCGAGUGGACGCCGGGCUUCGUCGUCCUCUCCUCGCUCGUGCCGCGGUACUACGCGCCGCUGUCCGGCUGGAUGUUCUACCAGGCGGCGGGCGCGCUGCUGCUGCUCCCCUGCGUGCUGCACAGCCCGACCCUCCGCGGCGCGCUCGAGGGGCGGGCGGCGCAGUACCUCGGCCGGGUCAGCUUCUCCUUCUACCUCGUCCACGGGCCCGUCCUGCACAGCCUGGGCUUCUGGAUCAUGCCGCGCCUGUUCGAGCGCCUCGGCCGCAACACCGGCUUCGUGGUGGGCUGGGUCGUCUUGCUGGGCGUCUCGCUGUACCUGUCGGACUGGUGGUGUAGGAAGGUCGACGUAUGGAGCGCGACUGUCGGGAGGAGGGUCGAGAAGAUGAUGAAGGACUGA